Verruconis gallopava is the source of this 920-nucleotide messenger RNA. RefSeq lists its product as uncharacterized. NCBI's taxonomy places the organism in Eukaryota, Fungi, Ascomycota, Dothideomycetes, Venturiales, Sympoventuriaceae. Bases 43 to 741 code for a protein of 232 amino acids. The record is from RefSeq and is a predicted model, not a curated record. The transcript has 2 exons. Gene Ontology annotation, molecular function: protein-N-terminal-alanine acetyltransferase activity; protein N-terminal-serine acetyltransferase activity.
GAAGAAGAAUAAUUAAAGAAUAAUUGCUGAGCGGUUGACGCAAUGGGAAACACUAACUUUCAUUACGAGCAGCGUCGUUUGGAAAAUGAGCGCGUCAUACUAGAGGUUUUUGAUCCAGCAGCUCACGCAGCACAGUUCGUCCGUGGUAUCACUGACAAUCCAGAUACACUCGAGUAUCUAUCGCUUCCUGCUUUUAACAGCAGCGAGGACUUCGUUAAGUUUUAUGAAGAAAAUAUCAGCAGUUCGCUUGAGGAAUGCCUCUACGCCAUUUUAGACAAAGCAAGCAUUCAGGACGGUAGACGGUCUGAUGAAGUAUUUGCAGGCGUGAUAUCGUUGACCGCUACAAACAAGAGCAAGGCCUGUACUGAGCUCGGCAUUAUAGUUUUUCCAGCAUUCCAACGAACGCAUGUAACAACAAACGCCGCUGGACUCUUGCUUAUGUAUGCCCUUGACCCUCCCUCUCAGGGAGGCUUGGGACUGCGACGUGUUGAGUGGCAGGCACACACAGAAAACGCCGCGUCUCGUCGGGCAGCCUUAAGGUUAGGGUUCGAGCUCGAAGGUAUUCUAAGGUGGCAGCGCGUGGUCCUAGCAAAUCGGCGGGGGAUUGCCGUAGACGAACUUGAGCGGCGAAACGGUACCAAAGGAGAAUCUCGAGGUCGGCAUACUGCUAUAUACUCAAUUGUAUGGGAGGAAUGGGAUGAGAAGCGGAUCAAACUCCUCAGCAUGAUGGACGGGAAGUGACUGCUGACAUCGCCGUUUUGUGGACCGCUAGUCGAUUUUGCAAGGUUUGUUGCAUGCAUUUCCAGCCAUUUCACAGACUAUGUAUAGGCUAGACACUGUAUCGAAGUGCAAAAGGAGAGGACGAACUCCUAUUUGCUCUUUUCAUCUCUUUUUUUGCUUGGGUACGGGCGUGUCGAGUA